Eupeodes corollae is the source of this 7314-nucleotide messenger RNA. It is a transcript of the gene by, whose product is annotated as tensin-1. The record is from RefSeq and is a predicted model, not a curated record. Lineage: Eukaryota; Metazoa; Arthropoda; Insecta; Diptera; Syrphidae. The coding region runs from base 413 to 6133 and encodes 1906 amino acids. The transcript has 22 exons. Gene Ontology annotation, molecular function: protein binding.
UGAACGUAGAUAGAUAGGUAUAGAACUUGGUGUGCCUCAAGCCUAUUAUCCUUCGACAUCGCUUAGUCGAAAGCAGUCUUGUGAAUUUAACCUACUCGUACCAUUAAUGUUUUGAAUUCUGUGUUCUUAUCUCAACUUGUCAAUAGUAAGUGAAUUAUAAAAUUAAAUCCAACCAAAGUCACAAAACGAUUGACGUGUAAAUUAUACGAGAUGCAAUGCGAUUCAUCAUCAAUUUAUUUGAUUGAUUGAUAGUUCACGAUGUCGAAUGUUGGAUGUGAUUGUGAUGUGAUGUGAAGUGAAUUAAGAUACAUGCAUUUGUUUUCGACAAAAAUGUGUAUCAAUUUCAAAGUUAAGAAGAAAUAUCGCGAAUACAAAUAUUUAGGAUUAUACAAUCAUCAAUUGGUUACGUAAAAUGCCUUGGAACUGUUUAUGCAGCUCGGAUAAAGAAAGACACAAGCUUGAGAUAAGUGCUCCGAUUUUAAAUCGAGAUGGUAGUGCAAAAAUAAUUCAAACCUCAUCCAAUGUUGGCCAUUCAAAGAAAAUCACUGUCCCAUCUUUCCAAAGAAAUUCCAGCAAUCAAGUUGUCGAAAUUGUUUCAAACAAUCAUUUUCGCGAUGAUAGCAAGUUGCACAUAAAGUCUGCUUCAAAGCAGCAAAAACAACAACGUUCCAAGAAAAAUGUCAAAAAUGCCAAAGAACCAAACGCAAAAUUUCAAAAUGGCAACAACCAACAACACUCGCAUCCAACUAAUUCUUUUAAUUUCAUCAACAAUAAAACAAUUGACCUCAAUGGAAACGCAUCUUUAAAUGCUAAUCAACAUCAUGAUUCGGAGGAAGACGAUACAACCUACAGUCAGCUGGUAUUGGAACACAGUCAAGUAAACAAGUCUACCGCGGCGGCGCCAUCAGCAGGUAUUUUGUCAACAAACAACCUGAAGACGAUACCUUCCGAAUCGACGACGACAUUGCACGUUCCAAAACAAAAUCAUGAUUUAAAUAACACCGGCCAUUAUGACAGAUUGCCCUUUGACAAAUCGUCACCAAGCCCCUGUCCAAUUGGAAAUGGAUUCUUGCAACGGACAAAUGCAAAUCACGUCGGCCAACAGCCUCAAGUCCCACAAACCCAUGACCAACAUUACUACAAAGGCAAUCAGAACGCAACAGGUGGUGCUGGCGGCAAUAACGACCACCACGACGCAAAUACUAUUCCAUUCAUUGAUGAAGAAGACGUAGUCAGCAUCGUGGAGAAACAUGGAACGCACCUUUUAAUCAAUGAGGGGGAUAACAACAACUAUGAAACAGCUAUAAACCGAGUAUUGACACUACAUCCCAAGAACACUGUUUCCAGUCAAACUAUUCAGCGCGGUAAAGUGUUGCAGCGAACGCAACUUUCCAACAUGUCAUUGAGAAAACCAAGGAGUGGAGAGUUUCUUGUCAAUGGGUCAUCAGCGGGAGACUUACCACUGUACUAUCAAAAGCAACAUAAUGACAGAGCUGGCGCUGAUGUACAUGAUUUCAUAGCCUGGAAUCCAGCGAAGGGGAAACUGUGCCAGGUUUGCCAUGCGUCUGCUUUCAAUGUAUCAAAGUCCGUGGUGAAAUGUCGAUGUUGCGAUUUCGUUUGUCACCACUGGUGUGUGCCUAAGAUAAUGAAACCAAACGAGGACAGAGUUGAUUCUAGCCAACAACUAAUACCAAAACUAGAAACACAACCCUGGGUCACGCAAACACUACCGGCUCCCGGACAACAUAAGAAAAGUGCUUCAUUACCUAGCCCACGAAUCCAUUAUGUCACUGAACGAAUUUUGGCCUACAUACUACCAUCGGCCCAAAAUGGCAAUCAUUUCGAUGCAAACGAUCAAUACGAAAAAGAAGUAAUACCUAUGCUAGAACAGAAACAUGGUCAGAACUAUAAGCUCUUCAACCUCGAAACGUGUAUUUCUGUUAUAACCCUGGAAAGAAUUUGUGAAUUGUGCAAGCACAUAGACAAAUGGCUUGGGAGUGGUCAGGAGAAAGUCGUUGUUCUGCAAGAUAGAGAGGAUUGCCAACGUUUGGGUGCAACUAUUAUUGCUUUUUUAGAAUACCUCAGAAUAUGUGCUUCCAACUAUCAAACACGUCACAUAAACCUAAACGAAGAUGCUCAAGUCCAGAAUACAAUUGCCCGAAACUGGAUGAAUCUCGAUAUGUUCUCAAUGAAGAAAUUCCUUGAAGGUAAUAUCGAACCUCUACGCAUCCCGUCUUACAAGCGUUACAUUCGAUACUUUUCCGGUUUGCUUUCUGGACAAAUAAAACUCAACGCAUCACCAUUGCAUCUUAACUCUAUAAGCAUUGAGUCACCACCAUCUUUCCUGCAAUACAAUGGUGUGUCUUCGAAAAGUGAAUGGAGUAGUUUCAUAAAAAUUUACGAAGGAUUACAGUGCGUAUAUACUUCUGAUAUACACAUCAUUCCAAUUACAACUAGACAAUUUCUUUAUCAAAUUGGAAAUUUGCGUCUGCGAGGUGAUAUAUUAAUCAGGUGCUAUCAAAUCGGUUCCUCUGGUGGUAGCUACGAAAGUGAAUCUAAGAAACUUAUGUUUUCGGUUCAGUUUCAUACGUGUGCCAUUAAAACCAAUGAUGUCGUUUUUGUAAAAGAAGAUUUGGAUUGUGCUUUUGAUGAGCCUCAAUUCCCAAAUGAUUGCAAAGUUUCAUUUCAUUUCAAUUCUGGUAACAAUAACAAUUUUUUGUUCCAAAGCCCACUUAUAAGAACCGAGCGAUUACACGAUGUGGAAAAGGCCAACAGUAUUGAAAAUCUGGACCUAAACUCUUGUCAUACCCAAGGUCCAUUGGAUGGUUCUCUAUAUGCAACAAUUCUGAAAUCACCAAAGUCAUCACAUUGUCCUAAUUACAUCCAUGACGAAUCUAUAAAAUCUAUCGCCAGUUACGAUACAAACUUUGAUUCAUUGAAUAAUAAUAAAACAAUAAAAACAAGCACCCCAAUCAAAGUAUCAUCUCGUUCGGAUAUCACUUCCGAAAGACAGUCUUUUCGGGAAACAUCGGCCCCGUUGCCAACUCGUUCUGAUUAUAACACUCAGUUAGAUAAUAAUCGCCCUGGAACAUCACAAUCGAGUUUUCGUCAUCAUUCGGGAAAUCCAAAAACUACAUUGUUGCAUCACCAAAAACACAACGCUGUAGUUAUCCAAACCCCCGAUAGCAAUAAUCGAACCAGCCAAAAUGGCUCAAGAGAAUUUGUUCGCAGUCCACUUACGCUAUCAAUGGAUUCAGGAAUCUCAAGCAGCGGCGGCGUAUUAAGUAGACCCACUUUAGCAUCAAGUGUAUCGCCAUCAAGUUUUCCUAGUCAAGUGAGCCCACAAGAAGAUCGUCAUCGUGAACUUGAUGACAUUCUGAGUGACAUGCUAUUAACAGUUCAAGACAUACCUGACUUCCAAAAUCGUAAAUCAAGUACGCAUUCGAUUAACCAAUACGAUCGUAGUCAAAGUGUCGUGUCGCACGUUUCUGGUACCACCCCCGCAUCAUCCCCCGUGUACACGUUACCAAUACCAAACACGCCCGCGCACAACACCAAUCGCGAACUAAUACACAACUCGCAUUCAUAUGUGUCGCAGGAAAACGUGCAACGCCACUCCAAUUCGAAUUCAUACAACAAGCAAGAUCGGUUCGAUCCGUACGACACAGCUAGUACAACAACCACGCUAACACCGCCACCAAGUGAAAGUGGUCGCGAUACACCAAACCUGUUCGGCGGCGGUUACCAUAGCAGCACCAGCAACAUAUCGUUGGUCCAACAAUCGCGUCAACAACAGCAGCCGCCACCUCCGCGACGCGAAACAAAUACUGCAUCAACAAUGCCUUUGCAACACGGCCAAAUGACGCCGCAGAAAAAUUCGCAACAUCAGUCAGCGACAUAUCAGCGAGUAGUGCGGACGUCUAAGGAAACAAAUCCGAUCACCUCUGAAGACGAAGAUAAUAUUCCGUAUCACGCGCGUGAACACUCUCAACCGUUUACCUACGGCAACCUUCCUUCUAACGGUGUACAUUUGAACGACGUCAACGAUCCGGACAAUCUUCAAAAGGAUCCUAGAAUGAUAAAGGCUCAAUCGGGACUCACCAGUCCCAUGCUGGUGCGUAAGACAUUUGGCGGUGGUGUUUCUAGCGAGUCUACCUACAACACGUUGCGGAAGCCCGAUUUUGAGGAAAUGCUUCGUGAGCGUCGCGAAAAAGUCAUGAGCGAAAAGUACUCAAUUAGCGACAAACAAACAGUGGCCUCUAAUGGAUAUCAAAACUACUACAAUGACCCAUUGAAGCGCUCCAAUACUCUCGAUGGAUUUCAUCGAAGCACAAGCACUAAUGAGCUCUCCGGGCAAACAUGGCUUCAAUUGCAGCAACAGAAACUACGGGCAAAGAAAAACGCACAGCUAAAGGACGAUCGCAAAUAUUUUGAAGAAAUCCACACCGAAAUUAAAAAUAGACCACUCAGAUCGAGAAAUAAUGCACGAUACGAUGGCUAUGCCAGUGAUACAGCUGCUUUUGAUGAGGUCGACUAUAGGAGACCGCUCCAUGUACAGACUCCGUACCAUACAUCGAAUAGUUCGCCAGAACGACACUAUCACACAAUCAGUACUACAACGAAAACUGUCACCAAGGAGCGUCCAUUUGUCGCGGUUAGACGUUCUCAUGAAUCUGCUAAACAAGAAAAACUUGGGUCACCGUCAUUAUCGCCACUCGCUAUUUUAAAUGCUUCACCUCUUGGCCAUAUUGCACACGCACAACAAAGCAAUAAUAUUCGUAAAAGUAACAAUAAUAUUAAUAACAAUAGUAGUAAUCAAAAUCAAAAUGGGUUAUUAUCCUUGGCAGAAUCUUCUCUAAGUAACGGACGGGCAAGAUUGGUCCGCGAAGAAUCAUUUUCUUCAUAUCGGUCAGAAACCGAUCAAGAUAUAUCGAUAGCUGGUUCUCCAAGGCCUGAAACACCAGCAUUUCCUGUUACUCCAAGAACUCCAUAUGGGCUUCAUAAUGGCAGCAAUAGUCCUGGUAUUCCUCCAAGAAGUCCAACACCACAACGACGCCUUUAUAAUUCGACAUGGUCUUUGAGGAGCAUUAAAUCUACAACUUCUACAUUAGACAGGAGUGUAACUUUUCAACAAAAAAACAGCAAGGACAUUUACGGAGGCACCCAUCAGAAGGGACUCUUCCAGGAAAUUUCAAAUCAAAACGAUACAAUUUACAGAACUCGCAUGAAUUCGAAUGCAUCAAAUGCCAAUAGUGAACCUCAAGAGGUUGCUCCUCAUUUGGUCAAAUUUGUUCGCGAUUCAUCGAAAUUCUGGUAUAAGCCUAAUUUAUCGCGUGAAGAAGCUAUAGACCUUCUACGUAAUGCCACUCCUGGAACUUUCAUUGUACGUGACUCGACCACUUUUAAAAAUGCAUACGGACUAGUUGUUCGCGUUGCACAACCUCCACCAGGAGUUACUGCAUCACCUGGAAGUGAUGAACUUGUUCGUCAUUUCUUAGUGGAACCUACUACUCGUGGUGUGCGUUUGAAAGGUUGUGCAAAUGAACCUGUAUUUUCGUCACUAUCAGCGUUAGUUUAUCAGCACUCGAUUACAAACUUGGCACUGCCAUGUCGCCUUAUAAUUCCAGAAAGCGACAUUCAACCGGUGGAUACGCACACGCCAGCACAAAAACAACUACUUACCCAAGGUGCAGCUUGCAAUGUGCUCUAUUUAUACUCAUGUGGAACAGAAUCUCUAACUGGUGAGGAAGCGGUUCGUCGAGCUGUCGCACAACUCUUUUCGACGGUUCCACUCCCUAAACCAACUGAAGUUCACUUUAAGGUCGCUCAGCAGGGUAUUACGCUGACAGACAAUACUCGACAGAAGUUCUUUAGGAAACACUACACAGCGCAUAAUAUAUCAUUUUGUGGUACUGAUCCAGAGCAUAGACAAUGGAGCGUAAGAACCGAUGAUGGAGCUAUCCCAGUUAGCAAAAAAACCAUUUUUGCCUUCGUUGCCCGACGGUCGCCAAGUUCAAAGGACAACCAAUGUCAUGUAUUCUGCGACUUAGCCAUCAGUCAACCAGCAACAGCUAUUGUAUCUUUUGCAAAUAAGGUUCUUCCCACAGAGCAGCAACCAAAUAGGAAUAUUUAGAUUGUGUGUAAUUAUGUGCCAGUGUGUCACAUUCUUAAAGUACUAAACAAACUUUAAAGGAAUUAAAUAUUUUGAAAGGGCAAUGCAUUGCCGCCUUGUUGUUGUUUUUUUAUUCUUAUUUAAAUAAUAUUUUGAAUUAGUUUUAAUUAUAAAUAUGUUUAACAUUUUUUUUUACUUACUUGAUUACUUGUAUUCUUUGGAAAAAAUGCUUUAAUAAUCAAUUUGUUUCUGUGUAUUUAUAACGACAAAAAAAAACAAGCGAUUAAAUUUUUUGAAGCGCAAAUUAACAGUAAACAUAAAAAAACCCUGUAAUUAAUUACCUCACAACGAUUGCUCGGCCAAGGUCUUAUUUUUCAGCGAAAAAAUAACAACUUUUUGGUGAACAAGAUGUACAAAAGAAAAAGAAAAACAUAAAAAUUGCAAACAAAUAAAUGUCCACACUUAGAGAUUCUCUAUUAAAAAUAUAAUUUUUGAUUAAAUAGCACCUGCACCUAAAUUGAUUUAUUUAUAAACAAUAUUUACACUUGAUAUUUUUUCGCACGAAAAUAAGUUAUACAACAUUGUAUAAGAAAGAAAACCACUACAAGACCUUUCACAUGCAAAAGUACAAUUAUUAUAAUAUAAUAUUAUUUUUGAACAAUUAUAAUGAUCAGUUGGCAAACAAAAACAAAAAGAAAAACAAAACACAACAUUUUAUCCAAAAUACAUAAAGUAUAUUUUUUAUAAAUAGAAAUAAAACAAGUUAUAAUUAUUAAUUACUUUAAAAUGAAAGAGCAACUAAAAAUAAGUGUACUAGUCUUUCUUGAUUUGCUAUUUCUAAAAUAGUAGUAGCAUAAGUCAAAAAUUCAUAAAUAAUAUUUUCUUCCGAUUAUUUUCACACCUACAGCAAAAAUGCCAACCUAAAGUAGAACAAUAACAAUUAAUUUGUAUGCAUAUACAUAAAUGAUAAGCUAUUUACGUUAUUUUCUUUCAGAAUUUGGAAUUAAAAUAUUUUACGUACGUAAUGUAAAAAUUAAUUAUUGCUUUAUAUAACUUUAAUGUUUUCAAUGGCAGCUAUUAAAACACAAUGGCAUUGUAAUGCCAUUGGUAUUGUAUGUGUUUUAAUGGAGUGUAAGUUAUACGUAUGUAUGUAUAUAAGUAUAUAUAUAUUCUUUUUGCAGUAAAAUAAUAUUAACACAAAA